This is a messenger RNA of Aspergillus steynii IBT 23096, 345 nucleotides long. RefSeq lists its product as uncharacterized. The transcript is spliced from 8 exons. Bases 1 to 345 code for a protein of 114 amino acids. The record is from RefSeq and is a predicted model, not a curated record. Gene Ontology annotation, biological process: protein insertion into ER membrane. Gene Ontology annotation, cellular component: endoplasmic reticulum membrane. Lineage: Eukaryota; Fungi; Ascomycota; Eurotiomycetes; Eurotiales; Aspergillaceae. Gene Ontology annotation, molecular function: protein folding chaperone.
AUGGGCUCCAAGAAGGAUAUGCGGAGGUUGGAUCUUGCCAUCCCCUACGUCGACCCUCCCAAGAGCAAGGAUGAGGCCGAUAUGACCGGCGCCAUGUCCAGCACGAUGCCGAUGGCCGCGAUGUUCACCCGGAACAGGAUGAUUGGAUGGGUCUCCUUCGUAUUCUCCCUCCAGACAUGGCUCGGUGAAACCCCCGAACAGAAGAGAACCGCCUCGACGCCGUCCUACAUGUCUGUCCUGAUGUCUUUGAUGGCCCUCGUCGUGACCUAUUUCCCCAUCUUCAUGCCUUCUCCCGCCGCGCGUGCCGACCCGGCUGCCGCCCCCUCCCCGUCUCCGUCUCCUUAA